Molecule: messenger RNA, 1610 nt
Organism: Phacochoerus africanus (Common warthog)
Lineage: Eukaryota; Metazoa; Chordata; Mammalia; Artiodactyla; Suidae
Gene: SLC48A1
Product: solute carrier family 48 member 1
Exons: 3
Coding region: 91-531 (146 amino acids)
Biological process (GO): heme transport
Cellular component (GO): plasma membrane; lysosomal membrane
Molecular function (GO): heme binding; heme transmembrane transporter activity
Source: RefSeq, a predicted model, not a curated record
UCCCGGCUCCCGGCUCCCGGCUCCCGCUCCGGGCCCUGCACCUGUGACCAUCGGCGGCGCUCGCCCUCCGCGCCCGGCGCCCGCGGCCCCAUGGCCCCCUCCCGCCUGCAGCUCGGCCUCCGCGCCGCCUACUCCGGCCUCAGCUCCGUGGCCGGCUUCUCCAUCUUCCUCGUCUGGACGGUGGUCUACAAACAGCCGGGGACCGCGGCCAUGGGGGGGCUCGCAGGUGUGCUGGCGCUGUGGGUCCUGGUGACACACGUGAUGUACAUGCAGGAUUACUGGAGGACGUGGCUCAAGGGGCUGCGCGGCUUCUUCUUUGUGGGAGUCCUCUUCUCUGCCAUCUCCAUCGCCACCUUCUGCACCUUCCUGGCGCUGGCCAUCACCGGACACCAGAGCAUCACAGACCCCAACAGCUACUACCUCUCCUGUGUCUGGAGCUUCAUUUCCUUCAAGUGGGCCUUCCUACUUAGCCUCUACGCCCACCGCUACCGGGCUGACUUUGCCGACAUCAGCAUCCUCAGCGAUUUCUGACCCAAGGGAUGAGGUCUCUGCACCCCGGCGGUCCUCAGGACCUGGACUCAGCCUCUGAGACACCGGGUGGGCCUGCCCCACCCCCUGGGAGCCCCAGAACCAGGGCAGAAAAUAUACAGCAGGAGGACGUCUGCCUCCCUGGAAGACAGGGUCCCCUUUGGGGGAACCCUGGGUGCCAUGGGGAGGGGUCCUGCCAUGUUGCUCGUCAGCCUGGCGGGUGGACAGCUUUAGACCUUUCCAAGUGGAUGUUUUCUUUGCACUCGGUGGGUAAUCUUUGUAAGCAGGGCCAGGGCAGCAGUCAAGGAGUAGGGCAGUGGGGCCUUGACCUGUGCCCGGAGGCCAGCGGUUUGGUCCCUGCUGCCCUGGGCGCUCUCCCUGAACCAGGGGUGGUCAAGUCAAUAAGAGGGGAGGUCAAGUCAAUAAGAGAUCCCUGGCAGCACCUUCUCGACGCCCUACCCCAGCACCCCCAUCCUGUUGUCCCCGAAGGGGCAGUAGCUGAACUCCUUGGUCCCAGGGAUGGUGACAUUUGGCUGUUUUCCCAAGGCCUGGGGACUUGAGGGGAGAGUUUGGUGUCCCUCUUCCCACCCUGUUCCACGCAGAGCUGGUUCCCAAGAGAGCGCUAGAGCUAUCCUCGCCUUCACCGCACGCCCCAGAGUGGGACACCCUGAACAAGGCCAGACUGAGGGUCUUGGGGAAGGUGCUUCUGCCCCCAGAAGGGCUUUCGGGAAGGGCCCAGCGCCUCCAGUCCUGCGUGCCCCCCUGGCCUUCUCACACCUGUCCCUCAUCAAUGCCCAGAUGACCCCCGGCCCCGCGACACCUCCCAGCUCCUGCCCCUGCCCACUGCCCUUCACUUAAGCACCUUUUAAAACCUCCCUUCUAGAGGACAAAACCUGCUUAACUGCCUACACACUGGCCCAAGGGCUCACCUAACUCGGGAGGGAAGGGGCCACAUCUUUUUAUCUUCGGUUGCCAUUUUGCACGGUUUACCCCUUCCCCACCUGAUGUGUCCUGCCCCUCAGCUCUUUGCCUUAUCUGUGUCACUGUCACUUUAGCAGAAAUAACAGCAGCCAUUUCUAUCA